Molecule: messenger RNA, 1314 nt
Organism: Debaryomyces fabryi
Lineage: Eukaryota; Fungi; Ascomycota; Pichiomycetes; Serinales; Debaryomycetaceae
Exons: 1
Coding region: 1-1314 (437 amino acids)
Source: RefSeq, a predicted model, not a curated record
AUGAACCAGCUAGAUCCCUCAAUUCAAAAGUGGGCCAAAUGGGUAAUAAUCUUGUUGCUUGCAAGAAUACCUAAACCGUUACAAUGGUCAAGCUUCCUAUCGUUGAAUCCGUUCAUACGUCGUAUUGUUACUAUGAAUUAUGAACAAAUUGCAAAGAAAACACAGACUGAAAACGUUAAAAGACACAUAGCUAAGGUUUCUAAUAUUAUAACUUGUUGCUUUUUAUAUUUUUCUGUUGCAGAUAAUGCUAGAAUACCUAAAGAUUACUUAUCGGUCUAUAUAUGGAUCAACUAUAUAGGGAGUUUGAACCCUCCUUCAGCACUGAACAUUAUUGUAUCCAGGUUUUCACGCUAUGCUAAGGUGAAUACAUACUCUGAAGUGUUCAGGAGAUUGUAUUCGAACAAGGAAUAUGUCAUAUAUCCAAUGAUUUUCGGACAAAUAUUGUCCAAUUAUUUGACUCCGACAAGAUAUAAGUUGAACCAAAGAUACUUAUCAAGCUAUUUGAAGACUACGAUAUUGAAUCCAAUCUGGAUUAAUUUUUCUCUUGGAGUUAAACUGCAUAGAAUAAGCUGGCCUGGCUUGAUUUUGACUUAUUUGCAGCAUAAUGCAAUGGCAUACUUGGCAUUCGGAUUGAUGUCGUUUAAAAGUAGAUUCUUAGACCGUUAUUAUGAAUUGAAGCAUGGGAUAUUCCUCAAUGGUGAAGGAAGAACAACUGUGUCGGCGAUUACUAAGAAUUAUUUAACCUAUGCCGGCCAUAGAGCUAAUUCAUUGAUUAAUUUUAUUUAUUUGCCAAAUUUGAUAUCCAUGAUACUUAUCUCGCUAACAUCCCCUUUGCUAGUAUACUUGAGAAACCCAGCUCAUCCUGCUACUAAUAGGUGGUACUUAUCACAUGUUAAGCUAUUUUUUAAGAGUUACAUGAAAGUGAUAGGUUUUGUGGCCGGAGUUGUUACUCUUUAUGUUAACUCGGCAGACUUUGUACCUGAUUAUGGAUAUAAAUUAGAAGUCUCUGAUGAUACGACAGAAUCUACUAAUAUUCGUCAUAUUUCCAAAGGCUUUAUCAACAAUUUGAGUUCUUAUUUAUUCCGUCUUAUUUUGUUAUCCAAGUGGAGGGUGGUGAAAGGAAACCAUCCUCAAUUUAGACUUUUAAGAUUAAAGAGCUGGAAUAGACUUGAAGCUGUGUUGAUGUGCAUUGGGGUGUUAAAGCUAAUGAAUUUAAAUGACUUUUUAGCAAGAAAUGUACAAGGAGAGCACAAAGAAAAAUACCAGAAACUACAGAAGGAAUCUUUACCUAGAUUGAUUAAUAAAAUCAUGUAA